AUGGCAUCUAAUUCUUGGUGGUCCUCGUCUUCUUCUGACGAAGAGGAGAUGUUUUUCGCAAACGUUGUGGUAAAGGCGGCGCAGAUUCUUUUGGAGGAGGAAGAGGAAGAGGAAGAGGAAGUGGAAGAUGGCUCGUCUGAAAACGUUAUUACCAGACGAAUACGGAUUAACAGAGACCGCCAAGGAGCGCACGAGAAAUUGGUGAACGAUUAUUUUUCGGAUGCACCCCUUUACAAUGCCGACAUUUUCAAACGAAGGUUCCGAAUGAGUCGCUGGUUAUUAACACGGAUUGCUGAUGAUUUGGCGGGGCUAGACCCGUUUUUCACACAACGACCCGAUGCUCGGAAUUAUGAAGGGUUUACCACGUUACAAAAGUGUACUGCGGCCAUUCGCCAACUGGCGUACGGGACAGUGGCCGACGCUUUGGACGAGUACUUACAGAUGUCGGCAAGAACUUUGCGGGAAUGUUUAUAUCGGUUUUGCCAUAAUGUGGUGAAACUGUAUAGCAAACAAUAUUUGCGGAAACCAAACGUGUAUGAUGUUCAACAGUUGUAUCAAGCUCAUGAAGCAAGGCACGGGUUUUCGGGAAUGCUUGGUAGCAUUGAUUGUAUGCAAUGGGAGUGGCAUACCUGCCCGACUGCGUGGCGAGGCCAAUACACGCGAGGUGAUCAUGGCCAUCCAACCUUAAUACUUGAGGCCGUGGCGUCACAAGAUUUGUGGAUCUGGCAUUCUUUCUUUGGGCUCCCUGGUUCACUCAACGACCUCAACGUGCUAUACCAAUCGGCGAUCUUUAGCGAUGUCGUUAAUGGAACCGGUCCGGAACUCGUUUUACAGUUUCAGGGGUUGAGUAUAGACGCGGGUAUUAUCUUGCUGACGGAAUAUAUCGGUCUUGGUCUACAAUUGUCAAGACUAUUUCAUUUCUCGAGGACGAAAAAAGGAAAAAUACGCCAAGCGUCAAGAAGCUGCAAGAAAAGACAUCGAACGUUGUUUUGGUGUUUUACAAAAAAAUGGGCCAUCAUUAAACAACCAGCACGUGCUUUCACACCGAAGAGGUUGCGCCUUUGUAUGUACGCUUGCAUUUUGCACCAUAACAUGAUUAUUGAAGACGAAGGUCGGGCGAUUUGUGAGUAUGAUGAGAAUGAAUCUUAUAGGAAUACUGUCCCGGUAGAUCCGACGCAACAGGAUUUAAACUCAUUCGCGCUAACCAACGACUACACGCAUGCAAGCCUUCAACACGAUUUGGUAGAACAUAUAUGGAACAACGUAAACGUCGGGGACGGUGACGGAGACGAAGACGAAGAUGAAGAAGAGUAG
Helianthus annuus (common sunflower) is the source of this 1314-nucleotide messenger RNA. RefSeq lists its product as uncharacterized. Lineage: Eukaryota; Viridiplantae; Streptophyta; Magnoliopsida; Asterales; Asteraceae. The record is from RefSeq and is a predicted model, not a curated record. The coding region runs from base 1 to 1314 and encodes 437 amino acids. The transcript has 2 exons.